AUGGAAAGCUAUCCAACAAACUAUAUGAUUAAUGCCGUUUAUGAACAAGAACAGCUCAACAACCCGAUGAACACAGUGCCACCCGUUGAACAAGAAAUGAAAGAGCGAAAGCGUAAGCCUUCAAUGUACACUGAAGAGAUUGAAGAGUUGUCCCAUGCUGUGUACAUAUACUGGCGUGCGAAAGAGAUGGUGAAAACAAAAGAAUAUGAAGUCGACGAAGCAAAUGAAAAGGCCGAACAGAUGUGGGCCAGUGAAAGUGAAGAUAUCCGAGAGACUUUUAGAAGGGCUGCUGUAGUUCAAGACAUCAUGUUAGGCAAUGCUAUGGGAAAGAAAAGAAGACAAGGAAAGAGCGAAUUUGCUCAAAACAGAGCCGAGUAUAAUCCAUUCCUUCUCUUUUGUAAAGAUCAUAGAGAGAACGUGAGAGAGAAAGGCAGUCGUGGAAAGGGGAUGUCGACAUUAUCACAGAUGUGGAAAGAUUUGCCGGAGACCGAUAAAGAAAAGUAUCAAGAACAAGCAAAACAAAACAAGGCAAAGGAAAUCUCCGCAAAGUCGGACGUCCCUCCACCAGCUGCAGAACAGCCCACGGGACCCACUGAUGAGAAUGCCUCACAAUAA
This is a messenger RNA of Entamoeba invadens IP1, 615 nucleotides long. RefSeq lists its product as hypothetical. Gene Ontology annotation, molecular function: DNA binding, bending. The coding region runs from base 1 to 615 and encodes 204 amino acids. The record is from RefSeq and is a predicted model, not a curated record. The transcript has a single exon. NCBI's taxonomy places the organism in Eukaryota, Evosea, Mastigamoebida, Endamoebidae.